Mya arenaria is the source of this 1887-nucleotide messenger RNA. RefSeq lists its product as uncharacterized. The transcript is spliced from 17 exons. The record is from RefSeq and is a predicted model, not a curated record. The coding region runs from base 100 to 1887 and encodes 595 amino acids. NCBI's taxonomy places the organism in Eukaryota, Metazoa, Mollusca, Bivalvia, Myida, Myidae.
AAAGUCCAUGGUCAUGUGAUAACGAUCAAAAUGGCGGACGCCAGCACAACCCGGAAUCAGAUUGUUCCUGGGGAUUAAACGUUGUAUUUAUAGUACACAAUGUCAGAGGGGGUAAACCUGUCCCCUGAGGCCAUCCUGCAGGCAGCUACAGAAACUGAGGCACAGGUCUGGGUCCAGGCUGGGGCAACCAAUGAGAGAGAAGAGAGCUUUCAGUUUAACCAAUCAGAUGUUGGCUUUAACAUUCUACAGCAUGGAAAUUCUAGAAAACAGAUUCAUGAAUAUUUCAUGAGAUUUGAGCAGAGAAAAUGUUGUCUGCUCCUGGCUGCCUGCAAGCAGCGGUUUGCCAAUGUCAGACUGGUUCGCAAUGAUGGCCGUGACAGUGGUAUUGAGGAGGGGGCGAUGGGGAAGGCUGACCUGGCUCAGAAUGAAUCUGUCAUCGGCUUGGAUGCAGUAGAGUUCCAGGUGUUUAAGAAUGCCUUGAAGUGUGCAGCGUUUCCUGUCCUGGGGGCACCUGAACCCCCAUCAGGGGUCACACCCAUCCCUGCCCCCAGCCACACCCACAUAGGUGGGCUUAAAGGCAUCAUGGCAAAAAGGAAGGAAACCAGUCUAUCGCUGCAACAUGUAACCAGUCUGUCACCGUUAUCCAUGCAUGACAGCGGGGUGGAGGAUCAGGAACAGGAAGACUCCGCCCUUGUUCCCACAGAAACGCUCUGUGAACUUCUGCGGCGGGCCUUCAGACUUACUCAGGAGAAAUUCAACCACUAUGAGAAAAUUGUGAUAGCCCACAUUGACAAAAAGUCUCCUCAGAAGGUUCUAGCGGAGGAGCUGGUGCAGCAACUGAUAGCACUGGAGAACAACCAAAACCCCUUCUACAGCCCGAAAACCUUCCUGAACCGUAUUGGGUAUGAUCAAUGGCAGAAGAAAGAAAGACAACACAUCUCCGACCUGCUCAGCAAGUUCUGGCACUUUGGGCUUCCAACUCCCGCUGAUAAAACAGCCAAGAUGCAGUCUCUUCAUGGCCAGUACUGUAAGCUGAUGGAGAAGUUGAUCAGUUACGAAUCGCCGUAUCGCCAGGUUAGCGAGCUCAUUGCCCCGCCUCCUACCUCUCCGCUGUCAAUCGCGUCCGUACGUCUUCUCAAGGAAUUUGGACUGAGAUAUGGGGUGGGUGACCAGUACUGUAAAAUCGUGUAUCUACACUACCUGGCCUUGAACUUUGACCCAACGGUGUGGUUCAUCCAUCACAUAUCCCAGUCCCUCACUGUUGUCAUGGAAACCAUGCCCAGGGAUAGGUCGUGUCUGGUCAUCAUACAGGAAGAGUUUACAAUGCUCAAGGAGAGCCUCAACCUGUUGGAAGUGAAGUCCUCAACGGCCAUUGCCAAGAUGAAGACCCUGUUCUCCAAUAUUGGUUCCCGUCCUCUCGAUGGUGUGGAGCCCCUGGUGGAGCUUCUGUCCCUGACUCUACAGGCCAAGUCAUAUCUGCUGUCGAGCCCAGCUGCCAAUCUGGGCCCUGUACUCUUCAAGAUUGCCUAUUCGAUAUUUCCGACGACCUAUGAGAGGCACAAGAUGGUGUCGCAGGAUGAGCUGCGUCACAACAAGUGGAACACUGACCUAAGUCCAAAAUUGCUGAACAUGCUGAUUGGCCAUAUAAGAGAUGAGGUCCAGGAUUACAAAAACAACUACCAGCAGGCUUUUGAAAAGUAUUUUGAUAUCACAGUUGAGGCUGCCCAGGAAUUUUACCAUCUGCUGAUAGCGGACGUUGUCGAGUUGGUGAAACACACAACCAAGACUCAGACCGGCGGCCUGGAAAUUAACAGACUGAUGUUGAGUUUGGCAUACAGGCUGAAUCAGCUCGACCAGGACUGGCGACAUUACAUACCUCCCAGGUAG